This is a messenger RNA of Colletotrichum tamarilloi, 1122 nucleotides long. RefSeq lists its product as uncharacterized. The record is from RefSeq and is a predicted model, not a curated record. Bases 1 to 1122 code for a protein of 373 amino acids. NCBI's taxonomy places the organism in Eukaryota, Fungi, Ascomycota, Sordariomycetes, Glomerellales, Glomerellaceae. The transcript is spliced from 5 exons.
AUGGUCGACGAUAGAGGCACCAGACUCCUCGCCGUAACAUGGUCUCUCUGUGUCGCUAGCGCUACGCUGCUUUCAUUGCGUAUCUAUUGUAAGCUAUGGCGUGGACGUGGUUUAUGGUGGGAUGACCAUCUCUUGAUUGCGUCAAUGGUGUCACUGGUGAUAUCCAUCUCGAUAAACUCCUACAUCGUCUCUCUCGGAUUUGGACGCCAUAUCGAUACGAUCAGUAGCGAUAACCUCAAGCUCAUCAACCUCAAUACGAUCCUCGUCGCCACGUUCGGAAUCAUCGCAACGACGACUAGCAAAAGCUCAUUCGCCCUGACACUGUACCGCAUCGUCACGAACCAAUGGUUGAAAUACUUUCUCAUCUUCAUCAUCGUUUCCAUCAACAUCUCGAUGAACUUGGUAUGGAUCUUUGGCUUCGCCAAAUGCACACUGUUGCAACGAGUAUGGGACAGCAGCGUGCCGGGGAGUUGCUGGGAUAAGAAGAAGCUCGUCAAAUUCCAGUUGUUUGCUGCCUAUUACUCCGCCAUUCUCGAUUUCGUUUUGGCAUUCCUGCCGUGGCCAAUUCUCAUGGGCGCAACGAUGCGGCGUCGCGAAAGGCUUGGUGUCGCCGUAGCAAUGAGCUUGGGUGCUAUUGCCGGAAUAUGCGGCAUCGUGAAAGCUGUCCUGGUGGUCAACAUGACGAGUCCAGACAUCACCUACGAGCGCGUUGACCUUACGAUCUGGACUUUGACAGAACCUGCCGCCUCGAUCAUGGCAGUGUCUAUCCCAGUUUUGAGAAUGUUGUACCGAGAGCUCAAGUCAACUCAACGAAGUUAUGCACGAAACAAGUCACAAUCGCAUGCACUCGACACAGGAACGAGGAAGGAGGUCAGAUCAACGAAGAGAUAUGGCCCGGGGUCACAAUACGGCCGGAAUUCUGUUGUUGUCAUGUCCACCGGAGGAUGGCAAGAAUCGCAGGAAGCCCUCCAAGAGGCGGAGGGCGGCCAGGCAUCGCCGCUCCCGGGCAUGAACGGCAUCAUCAAGACCGAAGAAGUGAGAGUGCGGCAUGAAAGAUUAACAGGACUCAGUGAAGGCGAAAGCUCAAUUGAGCUCGACUCGCUCAAGGAGGGUCAUAGAUGA